Messenger RNA from Sinocyclocheilus grahami, 2053 nucleotides. RefSeq names its product TGF-beta receptor type-2-like. Gene Ontology annotation, biological process: cellular response to growth factor stimulus; cell surface receptor protein serine/threonine kinase signaling pathway; heart development. The record is from RefSeq and is a predicted model, not a curated record. NCBI's taxonomy places the organism in Eukaryota, Metazoa, Chordata, Actinopteri, Cypriniformes, Cyprinidae. Gene Ontology annotation, cellular component: signaling receptor complex; plasma membrane. The coding region runs from base 59 to 1852 and encodes 597 amino acids. Gene Ontology annotation, molecular function: ATP binding; transforming growth factor beta receptor activity, type II; metal ion binding. The transcript is spliced from 7 exons.
GAUAAAGAAAAUAACAGCGUCGCUUCAACAGUUUGGGAUCUUUGGAUUGUGAGCUAUUAUGGGCCGCGGAGGCUGCAGAUUGUGGGUUCCAACAUCUGUUCUUCUGAGUUUCUGUCUGUUGCAGGCGCAGAGUUUCACCCUCAUAAAGACUAACCUCUGUAAGUGGUGUGACCACUCGAGUCCUGUAUGUGAAGACAACGUCUGCAUGAGCAACUGCAGUCUGACCUCUUACUGUACUCUGGCUGAAGAAGUGUGUGUAGCGAUAUGGAAGAAGGACAAUGUGAGUGUGAGUGUGCGGACACUGUGUUAUAACCCUCAGGAUAUGCUGGAGAACAUAAUGCUGACAAACUACUCCUCCAAAGAGUGUUUGAUGACACCUCAGCACUCUGAAGAUGGCCUGCUCUUCAUCUGCGGCUGUGUCGGAGAUCUCGAGUGCAACGACAGACUCGUCUUCGAAAAAGGAGCCAAUGGAUUCUCAAAGCUGAAGUCUAAAGACGUCAUUCCAGUAGUAGUCAUAAGCCUGGUUCCACCCCUCCUGGUAGCUGUCAUUGCUACCAUGGCUUUUUACCUGUACCGCACACGUCAGCCUGGCAAGAAACCCAAAGACUGGGGGCCACGGCGCACCCACUACCAGUCUCUAGAUCCAGCCGAGGGCCAAGUAAAUGGUAGCAAUUUCCGCGGCAUGCUGCCAUCCCUCAGCGAUGACAUCAAUUCGGAAAUCUCUUCGACUUGUGCCAAUAACCUAAACCACAACACAGAGCAGCUGCCCAUCCAGCUGGAGGCGCUGGUGGGUAAGGGGCGCUUUGCAGAGGUAUGGCGGGCACGGCUCAGUCAUAAUGAGGGUGGGCAGUACGAAACGGUGGCUGUGAAGAUCUUCCCGGCGGUGGAGUAUUCCUCAUGGUGUAACGAAAGAGCCAUAUUCUCUGACGCCAACUUAAAACAUGAGAAUAUAGUGCAAUUCCUGACUGCUGAGGAGAGGGCCGGUACGGCUGCCGCCCCACAGAGGCAAUACUGGCUCAUCAUGGCUUAUUAUAACAUGGGAAACCUUCAGGACUUUCUGGCUGGUCAUAUCCUCACAUGGACUGAGAUGUGUUUACUGGCAGGCUCUGUGGCGAGAGGCCUGGCGCACCUGCAUAGCGAUACGACGCCCUGCGGCACACCAAAAGUGCCCAUCGCCCAUAGAGAUCUGAAGAGCAGCAACAUUGUGCUGAAGAACCACAGCGAGUGUGCGCUCUGUGAUUUCGGACUGGCUCUGCGACUAGACCUCUCGCUCACCGUAGAUGAUUUUGCCAACAGUGGACAGGUGGGGACUGCACGCUACAUGUCCCCUGAAGUUCUGGAGUCCAGGGUGAAUCUAGAGGACUUGGAGUCCUUUAAACAGAUUGAUAUCUACUCCAUGGCCCUGGUGCUAUGGGAAAUGGUCUCCAGGUGUGACGUCAUAGGAGAGGUAAAGAGUUACGAACCCCCAUUUGGCUCCAAGGUGUGUGAGCAACCUUGUGUAGAUAGCAUGAGAGACCUGGUGUUAAGAGACAGAGGACGACCAGAUAUUCCAGAGAGCUGGACAACACAUCCAGGCAUGCAGCUCUUGUGUGCGACUAUAACAGAGUGCUGGGAUCAUGACCCGGAGGCUCGUCUGACGGCACACUGUGUGGUGGAGCGCUUUAAUACUCUGGCACAGGAAGAGCUGGAGAACUCCAUCUGCACCCACGCACCCAUAUUGCCAUCUACAGAGGACCAAAGCCCAUCCCUUCCCUUCCUUUCUCCCUGCACGGACCACAGCACUGGCAUGCAUCCGCAUGUUACAUCUGACACGCAGAUCUCCGCUUCCUCCAGGCAACCAAGUCAAAUGUGAACUGCCUGGAAAAAUCUGACUUCUUCUUGUAAUCCAUAUCGAAUCAUUAUGUGGAGCUGGUCUCCGUUUUUCUUUAAAUGCUAAUCUAAACUGACGGACAAAAGAGGGUUUCUGUUCUAACAUAUCCUCGUUUACUUGUAUAAUGUCGUUAAAGGAUAUAGUGAAGGAUGAAAAGGCUGCUUUGUGCCAUAAAGAAAAAAA